CAAAGUCCUCCAAAAGAAAGCAGCAAAUGAAUACACAUUACUCCAUCUUCAUGUUCUCAAAACAUCCACUUUCAUUAAGGUGUGGUACAUACAUAUAUCCAUGGCAGAAAUCGAGGUUCCUUCUGACUUUUUGUGCCCCAUUUCCCUACAAAUCAUGAGAGAUCCGGUAACGAUCUCCACCGGGAUCACAUACGACCGAGAGUGCAUCAAGAAAUGGCUCUCGUCUUGCAAAAACCAACCCCUGAUCUGUCCGGUGUCAAAGCAGGCUCUAAGCAGUGUGGAUUUGACACCCAACCAUACGUUGGGACGGGUGAUUCAAGGGUGGUGUAGUUUGCAUGAAAGGCAUGGGGUGGAGCAGAUCCCAACCCCUAAGGAUGAGAUUGAUAGAGGAGAUGCUGUUAAGUCGAUCCUUAAGGAGGCAAUGAAAAGUCCAAGAAGCUCAAGGCUUGAAUGUUUGAAGAGAUUGAAAUCAAUUGUGGCUGAGAAUGAGAGCAACAAAAUCUACUUGCAGAAUGUUGAAUCCAUGUUGUUCUUAACUUCGAUACUGUUCGAGGAUGAGGGUGAAGACGAAGAUGUCAUGGUAGAAGAAGCCAUAGAAAUCAUUACAAACAUCAACUCGCCCGCCACCAUCCUCAAAAAUCUCCUAACUCAAAACCCUCAACUCAUCGAUACUCUAAUCUCCAUCAUCACUUCAACCAAAUCCCCUAAAUCCCGAGCUUCCACCAUAGCCUUCCUAUGCUCCCUCUACACCAUUUCCGACCAAACCCACAAAACGUUCACAAAAGAUAUCCUCUUCAUUCAGCUCACAAGAGCCUUAAUGGAUCAAAUUUCCACAAAACCCGCCCUCCAAAUCCUCCUCCGCUUGGCCCCAUUUGGCCGGAACCGCAUAAAGGCCAUAAAAAAUGGUGUCGUUUUCCAUGUUGUCGAGUUGCUUCUCAACUCCUCUAAUGGAAGAGAAUGCGAGCUGGCAAUGGCGGUUCUGGAUCGGCUUUGUGAAUGUGCCGAAGGCCGGGCAGAGCUGCUUCAACAUGGGGGAGGGAUGGCUGUGUUCGGGAGAAAGAUUCUUAGAGUGUCGAAUUUGGGCAAUGAGAAGGCAGUGAGGAUUUUGUAUAAUGUUUGCAAGAACAAUGUUGGGAAUUGUGGUGUUGCUGAGGAAAUGGUGGAGGUUGGGGUUGUAGCAAAGCUUUGUUUGAUGCUUCAGGUUGGUGGAAAUUUGAAGACUAGAGAAAGAGUUAAGGAGAUACUUCAUCUACUUCAAUGUGUUUCCAGGGGUACUAAGUGUGUUGUUGUUCCUUCCGGGUUUGAUCGAUUUUAGUUCAUGUACUUUUCUUUUGUUCUUCGAUUGAAUUUGUUGAUUGUAUUUAUAUUUUGAAUACUCCUUUUUGUACAUGUGAAUGAAAAAAAUAUUAUCCAAUAAAAUCAUCACCAUAUUGUUAAUUGUUGUCU
Cucumis melo (muskmelon) is the source of this 1446-nucleotide messenger RNA. RefSeq names its product E3 ubiquitin-protein ligase PUB22-like. Gene Ontology annotation, biological process: protein ubiquitination. The transcript has 2 exons. The coding region runs from base 101 to 1315 and encodes 404 amino acids. The record is from RefSeq and is a predicted model, not a curated record. Lineage: Eukaryota; Viridiplantae; Streptophyta; Magnoliopsida; Cucurbitales; Cucurbitaceae. Gene Ontology annotation, molecular function: ubiquitin protein ligase activity.